AUGCCACCAUUUCCAGGAGAGGAGACGUUAAUCACCGUAUACGCCGACGUCCACGUCUACUUCGACGCACCCACCCGUCGCCCAUUCCUCCACCGCUUCGACAAAGCCUCCUACUUCUACAUCUACUACAAUUCCACCCGACAAACCAGUCGAAUCGAAGUCGCCUUGCACCCUGGAACCCCAGACCAAGCCGCAUUCAAUGGAUUCCUAGAUAACGUCAAGAUCAUCAACUCGCACACCUUUCCGACAAAGGUGACGCUUGUUGUCGACGGGUUGGUUUCCUCCCCACCGGGUACAACAUCCCCAUCCUCUGCACAUCCAAAAAGGGAUCCGGAUGAAUGGCGUCUUCCUAGCGCCGAUCCAAGAGAUCCAGGUUUAAACAAGUAUCGGGUCCAUACCGUGGACUUUUACUUCUGGGUCCAAGAAGACGCGAAAUUGGUCGUUGAUAUCUUUAAGAGACUGUUGCAGCCUCAGCAACUUGAAGUUGACUCGUCCGAGGAACUUGAACCCGAACCGCAACAUGAAUCUCAGAAGUUGCAGACGCAUUAUGAGGACCAGUCAACUCAUCAUGACAUGGUCAGUCCUGUUGUGCAGAACCUGGAACAUCUCGCUAUUUCCGAUCCAGCAUAUCAUAAAGAUGACAACCACCGUGACCGUCAUGAACAGACCCCAAGUUCUCCGACGAAUCUUCGAACAACCGAGGCCGCGGCCCAGCCUCAUGUUCAGGCUCAGUCACCGUCUCCAGCUUCAACACUACCUCAAGGACCGACAGCUCAUGCGCAAGUCACAUCAGGCCCUUCAAUCUCCCCCAGUCCUGGUACUAGUACUGCAAACUCACAAAACGUCCAACAACGAGCCCCGUCAGUAACCAAGGCGGCUCAAGCUCAACCACAACCACCAUCGACCAACACAAACUUCACUCCGCUAGCAUACAACCCAGCCGCACCCGCCGCACCAGAACCCAUCGCCCAUCGCGAGGACACUCCUCCUCCCGUCGAUGGAAUGGACGGAACAGGCCUUGCAGCGGCCGCAAAGCACGAUGGCAUGCCUGGCAUUCCUAGUGCUGCUGCUGCUGCUGCUGCCGCCGGUGGCUACCCGCAGACUUACCAAGGCCAGAGUCAAACACAUGCGCCUUUUCCACCUCACAUCGGCACCCAUCCUCAAGGUGCUGCUGCCGGUACUUUCUCACCACCACCACAAGCAAACCCAAACCUCUACAAUGUGAACCAAUACGGAGCACCAUCUCCACAACCGCCCUCAUUCGGACCUUCUCAUGCAUCAGCAGCUGUGAGCCUUCCUCCACAACAUACUCCUUCCCUGCUCGCUCCAGCAGCAUCUCCACCUCAACCACAUGCCACUGCACCAUCAUUUGGCCCACCUCAAGCAGCAGCAGGCAUGACAUCUUCUCCGGCAGCGUCUUUUUCUUCUUCUCAACAACAACAACAACAUCCCACUUCACCACGGACAUCGGUCGCCAGCAGCAGCCACCACCACUACGGACUUCCAAACCAAGACCCCAAUGCCCACAUUUUCGGUGCCAGUCAACCACACCAAUCAUCAUCACCCGUCCAGACUCCCGGGUCACAGUUUUACAACUCGCUCGACGGUGCUCACAAACCCUUACAACAUGUCCAGCCUCAAUAUCCCGACUAUUUGGCUGCCGGCGGACACGCACAACCUGGCCAUCAUGUUGGUCAGCAGCCGCCACCGCCUCCCCCUGUGGGCGGAUACUCGAACUACCAUUACUCAGGCCAAUCACCGCCACAUUCCAAUACCAACCCAUACGACAUCCAUCAGCAGGUCUAUAGACCGACGGAACAAGAACAUCAUACUCAUCAUCACUCCAAGCCGUCAAGGUCUUCGUCGAGCAAACCUUCGCAGGCCGAGAGGAUCGAAAAGGGCGUGGGGAAAUUGUUCAAGAGGAUCGAGAAGAAGAUUGGAUGA
Messenger RNA from Exophiala dermatitidis NIH/UT8656, 1944 nucleotides. RefSeq lists its product as uncharacterized. The transcript is spliced from 2 exons. Lineage: Eukaryota; Fungi; Ascomycota; Eurotiomycetes; Chaetothyriales; Herpotrichiellaceae. Bases 1 to 1944 code for a protein of 647 amino acids. The record is from RefSeq and is a predicted model, not a curated record.